CAAGCCUUAAGAAAGCAGGCGAACAGGCAGUCGGUAAUCUGGCGGGGGGCAAACGUUCGGGGCCGCGGGAGCGUAAAGUGAGUUUUCGCUCGCGGCUGCUUCGCAAUGCCAGGCAGUCGAGGUGAGUCGAGUCGAGUCGAGCGGAGCCGAGCCUCUUCGAGUCAGUCUUGGACGUGGCCCCGUCGCAUCCUUCUCGGCGCUGCCUGGUGUUGUGUCCUGGUGCACGGCUACCACCUGUCGAAAUCGAACGAUCUUUAUCGCGUAACGUCCAAGCACCGCUGACCGUUCGCUCGAUACUCUCGAAAUGGCUGCAGUCUAAAAAACCGUCAAGGAUCGUCGGCUCAGUGAAUCACGACGGUUCGAUCGCCUCUGCACGCAUUCCUCUCUCUCCCUCCUUUGCUUCUCUCUUUUUCUUCCCCGCGACAUUUGAUCGCUCGAAGGACUUUGUUGUUUUCUCAUCGACGAUGACGUCGUCCAACCGGUGCAUCGGUUGAGACCACGUCCUUUUUGGUGCAGUGAUUUCGUGCGUGCGUGUUCGAGAGGAUCAGCUGGAAGCGAGCGCUGUUCAACAGAUUGGCCUCACCGAGGCGGAAGGAGUUAAUCAACGAGAGGGGUGCCCAUGCCGAGCGUCAGGAAAAAUCAGCAGGAGGGUCUUAGGAGAGGAACAUUCUCAAAGACGAGCUCGAACUCGUAGGAAUUGAAUUUGUGAACGUGGACGAUCGUGCGAGAACGUUCGAGCUUGAAAAUGUUAUCGAAAACGUGUUCCGAGAUCAUGGCGGGACUAAUAUUGUUGGCGUUCACGGCGAUAACAUUCAGAGAAGUGCAAGGACACGUUGCUCUAACCUUCCCUCGAGCAAGGAAGUACGACUUGGACUUUUUGGAUAAUGCUAGGACACCUGGUCCCUGUGGAAUGCCUCGUGGCGAUGUUAAAACCACGUUUCUGUCUGGGAGUAACUUCAAUGUCACGUGGCAUCUGGCUUACCCCCACCGAGGAGGAUUUCGCUUGCAAAUCUUGGACGCCCUCGACCGACCACUGGUGGAUCUGACUCCUGUCACGAAAAAUAGCGAGUUCGUGGAAGAUGACGCCACGGCACAAAGUUACGCGGUGCAAUUACCUCAGAAUUUCACAUGCACAGACUGCACGAUUCGACUUUUGCGAGAGGCCGAAGAGUGGGGAUCGAGUUACCGAUUUUGGUCCUGCGCAGAUAUAGACAUUAUCGACAGAAAAAGCUACAGAGAAGAUUGCAGCGGUCAUGGCCGAUAUCUUCUGGGUCGAUGCAGAUGCGAUCGACUGUAUCACGGUACAAGGUGCGAAUUUAAGGAGGAAUGUCUGGACGAUUCCGACUGCGGUAUUCAGGGCACGUGCAUUGACAAUGGCGGCACGACCGCGCCCACCAAGCACUGCUAUUGCAAUAUUGGCUGGUUCGGACCGGGCUGUGCCAAGAAAUCGCCGAUCAAGACCAUCGACGUAGACCUGGACUCUUACACGAUGAAAAAGUUCUCGGACAAUUUCACGUUUUAUUGGCGGAUAUUGAAAGAGAGCAAAGAACUGGAAGGAGUGAUGGUAGUGAACAGCACUAGUUGGGUCGGAAUUGGCUGGCGUCCAAGUGACCUGACUCCCUUAUGUCGAUCUUUCCCAAACAUACAAGAAAGACCGAAAGACGAACCGCUUCCGCAGCCGGAACCGAAAUCGGAACCCGAACCAAAAUCCGAGCCAAAAUCUGAGCCAAAAUCUGAACCGAAGGCUGAACCGAAGCCUGAACCCGAGCCUGAGCCGCAGCCUGAGCCUGAACCCGAACCUGAACCCGAGUCUGGAACCGAAAGGUCCAGCGCUAAGAGAAGGUCGGCAAAAGCGCAUGAUAUCGCGGCGCUAGCUGCGACUCCUAGGUCAGACACCGACGUGACGGUGCAGACGAGUGUUACUUAUCGCGUUAGCACGAGGCAAGGGCGCAAGAAGAGGUCUCCAGAGUCGACUGCAGUCACAAAUGGGGAACCCGUCGCCGAGCCGAGCACUGUCAACAGCACCAACCCUGAACCAGAACCUAGUUCAGAACCUGAACCCAAGUCUGAACCUGAACCCAAGUCCGAGCCUGAACCGAGUUCCGAGCCAGAACCCAAGUCUGAGCCUGAACCAAGCUCUGAACCAGAACCUAAGUCUGAACCUGAACCAAGUUCUGAGCCAGAACCUAAGUCUGAACCUGAACCAAGUUCCGAGCCAGAGCCUAAAUCCGAACCAGAACCAAAAUCCCAGUCAGAAUUCGUUCCUCAAGUCAAAUCAGAACACGCAAGUGAAAAAUCCAAAGCAAAGCUCAUGUUGCCACCUGAAUAUGAACCCAACUCUGAACCCGAGCCCAAGUCCGAACCAGAACCAAGUGCUGAGCCAGAGCCCACCUCAGAACCCGAACCAAAAUCCGAGCCAGAACCCAAGUCCGAACCAGAACCGAGUUCAGAACCCGAACCAAAAUCCGAACCUGAACCCAAGUCCGAACCAGAACCGAGUUCAGAGCCAGAGCCAAAAUCCGAACCAGAACCCAGUUCCGAACCAGAGCCAAAUUCUGAACCGGAAUCCAAGUCAGAGCCGGAGCCAAAGUCUGAACCCAGCUCGGAACCGGAGCCGAAUUCAGGUCCAAAGUCAAGCGCAACGAAAGCUAUCCUACCUGGAGCAGGCCACAAGUACACGCCGAAGCACGAUUUCAACCCUAUGGACUGCACGGACAUCAUUAUCGGAUCUGCUCGCGGUGAGAGUCACAGGAUCGGUGACUAUUAUACGAGGGACAGGUCCACGCCUCGAAAGGACGAGUACUGGGGUGGCAGGGAAACUCUAACUGCAGCCAUGGGUUACGAACGCAAUGGAGUCACAACGAUACUCUUCAGACGAAAAUUAGCAGCGAACGAACCGACCGAUCACGAGAUUGUCGAUGCUAAUAUGCAGGUGAUAUGGGCUAAAGGUCAGGAACCUGGCAAGUACGUUCACCACCCACCCAGUGGCGUCGAGAAGGCCAAGGUUAGCGUGAAGGACUUUUACAAACCUGACGAGCUCAAGUACCAUGGACAUGGGUCGCAGAGAGGAGCAGUGACGCUUAAUUUCUUUGACGAAAAGAACAGACAAGAAGCAGCAGGUGGCAACGCUACGAUGCAGGUUUCGAAUUGCAGCGGUGAAUGGCAUUAUCCCAGACAUUGUGUUCCCGAGAAUGGUACCUGUGAAUACUCUAUUCAAUGGUCGUACAAGACACGAAAGGACCAGUUAUCGUUCAUCAUCUCGACGACCAAUACGAAUACUUGGACCGGGGUUGGAUUCUCCAACGAUCAGAAAAUGUCUCAGACGGAUGCGGUGUUAGGUUGGGUAGACGACAAAUCGGGUCGACCUUUUCUCAUGGAUACUUGGAUCAGCGGAUACAAUGCCCCGCUGCUCGAUCCGUCUCAAGAUAUCUACAACACCGGCGGCAGCAAAGUGGAUGGCGUAACGACGCUCAAGUUCUCGAGGAAGCGAGUAACAAACGACAAUAAGGAUCUCUCGUUCACGGACGAGCACUGCUUGUACAUGAUGUACCCCGUCAAGGGUGGCAUGUUCAAUGCUGUCAGCAAGAAAAUACGCAAGCACGAGGCUGUACCCAUUGUCUCGUCCGAGAGGAUAUGCAUUAGAUCUUGCGGCCUCGAAGAACUGGAGGAGAUCACCACACCAGCACCGCCCAGGUGGCACUAUAACGUUGAAGUGAAGCUGAUAAAUCUUGGCGACGGUUUCAUGACGCCUGCUCCAGGUACUCCUGACUUCGAGGUCAUCUCGAACAGAAUAUCAGACAGCUUUGGUCCGGUUCUUGACAAGCUACCCGGCUACUACCAAAUUCGCCUGAACGAGCUACAGAAGAAUGACGAGAAAGAUGGCGUCAUCGCUCGCAUGGAUCUGAUCCUGGAUAAAAACGAAGUGAAAGGUAGAUCGUUGAAACCUCUGGACACGAGUGCUGCGGCAGAGAAGGCGUUGAAGGAGGCUCUGGUUAAUGGAAAGGUCGGUGCACUCAGUGUUGACCCUCAGUACCUGGUCGUCAGAGCUCCUCGAGUAACAGAUUUGGGUGGCGGAGAAGAACCAGAGGAUUCAUCGUCAACAUUCGGCUCGAACUUGUUCCUCGACGCGACCAAACUGUACAUUCUUGUGGGCUGCGUUGCUGCAUUGCUUGCCCUUGCUCUUCUACAAGCGAGCUGCACCCUCUACAGAUCAUCCAGGAGGCGAGCAACAAAGGAUCGUCUAAUCGCCAGUAACGCUUGGAAGGACUACGCCUCCGGCGCGAAUACAAACUUCGCUUUCGAAGCGUUCGAAACGGAAGAGAAGGCCCCACCACCGCCAGUCUCGAGUUUACCGCGUCACAGAGAGAUGACCGGAAACGGAUUGGGUACCGACACCGUGGAGGGUCCCACCCGAAUGGUAGGACCCCGAGCGACCUACAGUCUGCCACGUGCCCCGGGAACGAGGCACACCGCGCCCAUUCAGCCAGGCUACUACACUCAAGAUCGCAGGGAUCAUUAUCAGCGAUCGAAGAACAACAUGCACAACGCUAGCGGCGUUUCGACCCAACCGAACCAGCCCGACUUCUAUUUCAUGCCGAGUCAGCGCAAAUACAGCGGCGAGGUCGUGCGCGUUUACGUAGAUUACGGUAGUCAACCGUCAAAGUAACCAUCCGGAUCCGACAGACGACGAACAAGUAAAGGACCGUGAGAGAUUUGCAACAGUGCCGCCCUCUUCUGAUCAAUUACCCCCCGGUCAAAAGCCAAGCGGACGAUUUUACCUCCUCGCUUCAGUGAAGCGACCCUGUACAUAAAACACACACGUUAGUGGACCUGGAGAGAACGAGACUUUUGAAACGAGCCCCUCCCUCCGGUGCUUUUCAAUUGAUGGAUCGUUGUUCCGUUUCUCUGUCGUUGGUCCCGUUCGAUCGGCUCGCCAGAGCUUCGAACCGAGGCAUCGUCGCGUUUCGUUCACGAAAUAUCACACGCAGAAGUGGCGCUUACGACCAAAGAGUUAUAGAUAAGGCGCGUCCGAUGGCGCGGUUCUGUACAAAAGCGCACCAAGCAACCAGACGACCGCGGUCUCGCGUGGUCGUUGCAAUAACUUGCGAUUGGCGUGUGGCCCGGGUACGAUCGACCGUACCGAUGUGCCCCAACAAAUAUCACAUGUGUACUUAUAACGAGCAAGCAAUGGACGUUUAAACAAUAAAACGUUUGUACAUUU
This is a messenger RNA of Megachile rotundata (alfalfa leafcutting bee), 5221 nucleotides long. RefSeq names its product DOMON-like domain-containing protein nahoda (gene nahoda). The record is from RefSeq and is a predicted model, not a curated record. NCBI's taxonomy places the organism in Eukaryota, Metazoa, Arthropoda, Insecta, Hymenoptera, Megachilidae.